AUGUCGGACGAAGGCGUUUGGACGCUGAUUGAAUCCGACCCAGGCGUGUUUACAGAGAUGCUGCGUGGAUUUGGUGUCGAGGGGGUACAAGUUGAGGAAUUGCACUCCAUGUCCGAAGAGGAGACUGCAGCCUACAACCCCAUAUACGGUCUAAUUUUUCUCUUCAAAUGGCGACCUGGGGAGGAGCCCAUUGGCGAACCAGUUGACACUAAUAAUGUAUUUUUCGCACAACAGGUAAUUACCAACGCUUGUGCGACUCAAGCUAUUAUAAAUCUGUUGAUGAAUGUGAACGACCCGAAAGUAAAGCUAGGCUCGGUACUCGAAGAAUAUCGUGACUUUGCCAAACAAAUAGAUCCUGCUAGUAGAGGUUUGGUUUUGUCUAAUUGCGAGAAGAUCCGACAAGUGCACAACAGCUUUGCUCGUCCGACAUUCUACGAGCUUGAUCUCAAUAUGCCUCCGUCUGAAGACAACUACCACUUCAUUACUUUUGUACCCGUGGGAAACAAAGUGAGAUUCAACGACGGCGAUAUCAUGUUCAAUUUAAUGGCUGUAGUUGGUAAUAUGAUGGAAAAAUGGACAAAGCGAAGAGAAGAAAUUCUUGAGGGUAAAAUUACGUUCCCUUCCACGGAUGCGAUGUAUGACGAGCUUGCUAUCGUUGAGAAUAAGAUCGACGAGGAAGGACACAAGCUCGAUACAUACAGACGAGAAAAUGCUAGACGUCGUCACAACUACUUGCCAUUUAUUGUCGAGAUAUUGCGUAUUCUCGCGAAGGAAGGUCGACUUGUACCGAUGGUAGAAAAGGUAGCGUAG
Messenger RNA from Haemonchus placei, 810 nucleotides. NCBI's taxonomy places the organism in Eukaryota, Metazoa, Nematoda, Chromadorea, Rhabditida, Trichostrongylidae. The record is from the annotation of a GenBank genome assembly.